AUGUCGUCCUUCAGCCCGACACAAAUCUUCGAGGAUGGAACCACGGAGGAGAAGGGAGAGAACGCCCGUCUCUCCGCCUUCGUGGGCGCGAUCGCGGUAGGCGAUCUCGUCAAGAGCACCCUUGGCCCUAAGGGUAUGGACAAGAUUCUGCAGUCUGCGUCGACCGGCGAGAUCAUGGUCACAAACGACGGUGCCACCAUCCUCAAGUCUAUUGCACUCGACAACGCAGCGGCGAAGGUGCUGGUGAAUAUUUCCAAGGUCCAGGAUGACGAGGUUGGCGAUGGCACUACAUCUGUUGCUGUCCUCGCCGCAGAGCUCCUCCGUGAAGCUGAGAAGCUGGUUGACAAGAAGAUCCACCCCCAAACCAUCAUAGAGGGUUACCGGAUAGCGAGCCAGGCCGCUCUCAAGGCCCUGAACGAGUCUGCCGUCGACCGCAGCAACAACCCCGAGGCGUUCAGAAAAGACCUGCAGGCCAUUGCCCGCACAACCCUCAGCUCCAAGGUCCUGGCCCAGGACCGCGACCAGUUCUCCAAGCUUGCGACCGACGCCGUUCUGAGACUGAAGAACUCUUCCGACUUGAGUCAUAUCCAGAUUAUCAAGAAGGCAGGUGGUAAGCUGAGCGAUUCCUAUCUCGACGAGGGUUUCAUCCUCGACAAGAAGAUCGGUGUCAACCAGCCCAAGCGUCUGGAGAAGGCCAAGAUCCUGGUGGCAAACACAUCGAUGGACACGGACAAGAUCAAGAUCUUUGGUGCCCGCGUCAAGGUAGGAUCGACCAGCAAGCUGGCCGACCUUGAGAAGGCAGAGAAGGAGAAGAUGAAGGCCAAGGUGGACAAGAUUAAGGCACACGGCAUCAACUGCUUCAUCAACAGACAACUCAUCUACAACUGGCCUGAGCAGCUUUUCACGGAUGCGGGCAUCAUGUCUAUCGAGCACGCCGACUUUGACGGCAUUGAGAGACUGGCGUUGGUCACGGGCGGUGAGAUUGCCUCCACUUUCGACCACCCCGAUCAGGUAAAGCUGGGUUCUUGCGAUGUGAUUGAGGAGGUUAUCAUUGGCGAAGACACUCUUAUCAAGUUCUCUGGCGUCGCCGCUGGUGAAGCUUGCACGAUUGUGUUGCGUGGUGCCACAGACCAGCUUCUGGACGAGGCGGAGCGCAGUCUUCACGACGCGCUUGCUGUCCUGUCACAGACGGUCAAGGAGCCGUGGACGACUCUGGGUGGUGGAUGCGCUGAGAUGGUUAUGGCUAAGGCUGUUGAGGGUGCCGCUACCCGUGUUGAGGGCAAGAAGCAGAUGGCCGUUAGCAGCUUCGCGGUGGCCCUGCGCCAGCUGCCAACCAUUCUGGCUGACAACGCCGGUCUCGACUCUGGCGAGCUUGUUGCCCGUUUGAGGAAGGCUAUUUACGACGGUAUGACGAACUAUGGUCUGGACCUUCUGACGCCUGGCGGCGGUAUCGCCGACAUGCGCGACCUGGGUGUUGUUGAGAGCUACAAGCUGAAGAGAGCCGUUGUUUCUUCUGCCAGCGAGGCAGCAGAGCUCCUUUUGCGUGUGGACGACAUCAUUCGGGCUGCCCCCAGAAGACGGGAGAGGGCUUAA
Molecule: messenger RNA, 1593 nt
Organism: Colletotrichum truncatum
Lineage: Eukaryota; Fungi; Ascomycota; Sordariomycetes; Glomerellales; Glomerellaceae
Source: RefSeq, a predicted model, not a curated record